Messenger RNA from Brassica napus (rape), 1476 nucleotides. RefSeq names its product fructose-1,6-bisphosphatase, cytosolic. The transcript is spliced from 4 exons. Gene Ontology annotation, cellular component: cytoplasm; cytosol. Gene Ontology annotation, molecular function: fructose 1,6-bisphosphate 1-phosphatase activity. Gene Ontology annotation, biological process: fructose 6-phosphate metabolic process; gluconeogenesis; fructose 1,6-bisphosphate metabolic process. The coding region runs from base 6 to 1307 and encodes 433 amino acids. The record is from RefSeq and is a predicted model, not a curated record. NCBI's taxonomy places the organism in Eukaryota, Viridiplantae, Streptophyta, Magnoliopsida, Brassicales, Brassicaceae.
AUGCGAUGCUGUGGUUAUGGAAUACGUCAUCGCGUGAAGCGUAUCCAGAUGAGAGACUCGAGAGUUCUGCGAAUGCUCUGAACUCAGAAAAAAUAAUGCAAUCUCUCCCUACAACUCUGUACCCAACUUCAGUUUCCCCGCCAAGUCUCGAUCUUUACCCGCUAAGACAAACCGUAUCUUCUGUUCUCUCUCCUCCAACCGCCGGAUAUAACCGUCGCGGCAUGGUGUCUCGCGGUGAGUCUGCUUCGUUUAAGCCCCUCGCCGCCCGUCAGACUUCGAUCAGUGGUGAUGGUGAUGGAUACUGUACUCUCGUAGACUUUGCAGGUUAUGGAGGAGGAGGUGCAAAUGUAGGAGAUGAUCUUGUGGUGUUGCUUUACCACUUGCAACAUGCCUGUAAAAGAAUCGCUUCUCUUGUCGCUUCUCCUUUCAACUCUUCACUUGGAAAGCUCUCUGUCAACUCCUCUACUGGCUCUGACCGAGACGCGCCUAAGCCGCUUGAUAUUGUCUCGAACGAUAUCAUCUUGUCAUCUCUCAGAAACUCAGGGAAAGUAGCAGUAAUGGCUUCAGAAGAAGACGAUACUCCCACUUGGAUAAAAGAUGAUGGUCCUUACGUUGUGGUUGUAGAUCCUUUAGAUGGUUCACGUAACAUCGAUGCUUCGAUACCCACUGGAACUAUAUUUGGGAUUUACAAUCGACUCGUUGAGCUUGAUCAUUUACCUGUUGAAGAGAAAGCUGAGCUCAACUCUCUGCAGAGAGGAAACAGGCUUGUAGCUUCCGGUUACGUGCUGUACUCUUCAGCCACGAUACUCUGCGUUACUCUUGGCUCUGGAACACAUGCCUUCACGCUUGAUCAUUCCACGGGCGAGUUCGUUCUUACACAUCAAAACAUUAAGAUCCCUCCUCGAGGACAAAUCUACUCGGUGAAUGAUGCGAGGUACUUCGACUGGCCAAAAGGUUUGAGGAAGUACAUUGAUACGGUACGACAAGGGAAAGGCCAGAACCCGAAGAAGUACUCGGCACGUUACAUUUGUUCUCUGGUGGCUGAUCUUCACAGGACACUGUUAUACGGAGGAGUGGCUAUGAAUCCAAGAGACCAUCUCCGUUUAGUCUACGAAGGAAACCCUUUGGCUUAUCUAGUGGAACAAGCUGGUGGCAAAGCCUCUGACGGAAAGAGAGAGAUACUUUCGAUACAGCCAGUGAAGCUUCACCAGAGGUUGCCUCUGUUUCUUGGGAGCGUAGAGGAUGUGACUGAGCUUGAGAGCUAUGGAGAUGUGCAGCAGACUGUGAACCCUGGCUAUGAAGUUUGAACGGUUCCUCAGUUUCCUUUCUUGUGUUAAAAACCUCAAAUCCAUAAAAUGCUUGUAAAGAUAUAGCAAGAGUACAUCCUCUAUUUCAUUACAUGUGUUCAAACAUAAACCAGUCUAGAUCUUCUUCAUUGUAACAUAAACCAAUCAAUCUAGAUCUUGUUCAUUGUAA